This is a messenger RNA of Rodentolepis nana, 3741 nucleotides long. Lineage: Eukaryota; Metazoa; Platyhelminthes; Cestoda; Cyclophyllidea; Hymenolepididae. The record is from the annotation of a GenBank genome assembly.
AUGACAACUAUUGAGAUCGCUGAAACACCAGAUCCUUACAUAUUUAGGAUACUAUCGUCAACGUCGAAAGACGAUAAUCUGAAGCAUAAGGAGGUAAAAAAGGAAAAGAGUUUAAAGAAGUACACGGCUAUCGGAAUCAAGCACAAUUACUUUGAAGAUAUUGUAAAGAGAGAGAGAAAAAUUCUUAAACGCCUUACUAAUUGUCCUUUUAUUACUAGAUUGCGAUGCACAAUCUAUAAUGAAAGAGCAAGACAAGGAUGGAUGGUCUAUGAUUCCUUCAUGGAACCCCAAUGGGAUUCUCUCCGUCCAUCUUUAUCGAUUGCUGAUAUAAGGAGUUAUGUUUAUCAAAUACUCAGUGGAUUAGAGUUCUGCCACAAGAAAAAGAUCGUACACAGAAAUAUCAGCUGGAGUAGUCUCCAUAUUGAUGCAAGCAACAAAAGAAUUCAAAUUGGGGGGUGGGAAUAUGCCCUAUUAAGCGAUGAUAUUCAUCCAAUGGAGCAUGACGUUAAAGUGCCACAUUUCAAAUCUCCCGAGAGGCUGCUAGACGACCUGUCAAGUUGUCCUACUUUUAAAUUUGAUUUUGCUGUUGACAUGUGGUCGGCUGGCUGCAUACUAGGAUGUUUGAUUUUCAGAAAGAAGUACUUGUUCGAUGACGUUGACACUCUAAUGACAGUCCUACAUAUUGCAGAAGUCAUUGGAUAUAAGGCCAUAAUGGACUUCAUUAAAAAGUACCAAAUCGAUUAUAGACUUCCUUUUAAUUGUGCAUACGAAAAAAUGACGCCCAUUGGUUUCGUAGGCGUUAUCCCUAAAGGAAGCAAAAUAGUUGCGACUAGUGAUUCUAUUGAUUUAUUGAAAAGUUUGGUUGUCAUCGAUCCGGUCGAUCGAUACUCCGCUGAGCGCGCACUGCAACAUUGCUUCUUUAAAGACUGUGAUGUUUCUGAGCAUUAUUUACAGCGAAGGAAGAAGCCAACUUCCAUUUUUAAGGUCGAUAUUGGAGUUAACAUAGGCUCUGGGACAUUCAGUCAGGUGUAUAAAUUUCGUGAAGUUCGAAAAGCUGGAAGGCAAAAGGUAGUUCGAGAACUUGCGGUAAAAUACCUAAGGUACAAUGAUGAUGUCCGUAAAGAGCGCAAAAAACUGGCCAAAAGAGAAAUUAAAGUCUUGAGUCUUCUUCGUGGUUGCCAAAAUAUCAUCCAAUUUUAUGGAGCUUUAAAAGGGGGUCCAUUGAAUUAUACCUGCAUUAUUAUGGAGCAUAUAGAUGCUCUAAAAACCGAUGCAUUUUUCUUUACAAAACUGGACGACGUUCGGUUCUACCUCUAUCAGCUGUUGCUGGCUUUAGAAUCUUGCCACAGUCAUGGAAUAAUGCAUCGAGACGUCAAACCAGCUAACGUGUUGAUUAAUUACCGAACCAAGCAAUUGCGUUUAAUUGAUUUUGGUCUAGCGGAAUUUUACAAGGAAGGAAGGCGGUACAAUCUGGGAAUAGGAACCGUUAGAUACUUAGCUCCAGAAAUACUUUUGAAUUAUGAGGCAUUUGAUAUGUGGGCAUUUGGUGUGGCGCUAUCAAGUUGCAUAUUUAAGAGACGUAUGCUUGGCUCACUAACUGAGCCUCAACUUACUCAAGUAGCCAAGUUACUUGGAACGUCCAAUCUCUACGGAUUCAUGAUGAAAGUAGUAAUACACGUGGACCCCGAAUUGAUCAUUGGCACUACUGAUCUGCCGGUUACUCCAUGGCAAUCAUUUGUAAAUGAAGACAAUAAAGAUUUCGCCACGGAGGAUGCCAUCGAUUUAAUUGAUAAAUUGCUUGUUUAUGAUCCUAACAAACGUCUCAAUGUUAAACAGGCUAUGGAACAUCCAUUCUUUCAUCCAAUUUCCACAAGUCAUAUGGGAAGUAGCGAAACAAAUGAUAUUUACGAAUUUCAUGUAAGGUCGUCUACGAAGAAAGAUGAUUAUGAAUUGCACGAGGUAAUAAAUGUACGAAGUGCGAAUAAAUACCUUGUUAAAGAAAUUAUGACCGAUGAUUGCAAAGAAAUAUUGAAAAAGGAACGAAAAAUUCUUUAUUGUCUUAAGCAAUGCCCUUUUAUUUUGCAUUUACAAUGCACAAUCUACAAUCAUAAGAAAAACCAGGGCUGGCUUGUCUACGAUUUCUUCACAGAACCCGAUUGGGUUUCUCUUCUCAAAUCUCUAUCGAUGGAUGAGAUAAAGAGCUAUGUCUUUCAAAUUCUUAGUGGGAUCGAGUUUUGUCACAGACAAGGGAUCGUGCAUAGAAAUAUCUGCUGGAGCAGCCUUUGCCUUGACAAGCAACUCAAGAAACUACAAAUCGGUGGGUGGCAGUAUGCGCUAUUCCAUGCCGAUGUUCAUCCCAUGGAAAGGGAAGUUGAAAUGAAUUUCUUCAAGAGCCCUGAAAGACUUUUGGGUGAAUAUUCGCGAAAUCAAGAACUGAGAUUUAAUUUGCCUGUUGAUAUGUGGUCGAUUGGUUGCGUGCUAGGAUGCAUGCUGCUCAGGAAAACUAGCAUGUUUGAUGGUGUUGACUGGCGAAUGAUUUGGCUGAAUAUUGAGGGCAUCUUGGGUUCAAAAACAAUGCUUGACUUCGUUGCUAAAUAUAACCUCGAAUACGACUUUGUUACCCUAGAGGGAUUCGAGUGUUCAACAGGCAUUGAUCUAAAUGACUUAAUCACUGGAAGAGACAAAAAUGUUGUAACCGAUAGGGCUAUCGAUUUACUGGCUAAUCUAUUGGUAAUCGAUCCUGAGUUUCGAUUUACAGCUACCAAAGCCCUGCGCCACAAUUUCUUUAGAAAUAUUAGAGAGUCUUCAAAGCGGUCUCGACCACUAAGGGAUGGUUCUACAAUUUAUAAAUAUGAAACUGUAAGCGAGGAAGGCUUUGGGUCAUUCAGUCGCGUUUACAAAGUACUUGAAGUUAAGAGAAUUGAAAGUGGUAAAGUUUGCAGAGAAUUUGCGGUGAAACAUGUAACUAAGUGGUACGCAAAAGUAGUACCGAAUGAGAUUGAGUCUCUUAAACUUCUUCGAGGAUGUCCAAAUAUUAUUCAACUUCAGGGAGUGUUGGAUAAUGCUGAUCUUGAAUACGCUUGCAUCUUUCUGGAGUAUUUCGAAGGCUUAACGCUCGGUGUAUCUCACUUCGAUACUGUAGAUAAAUUGCAGUUUUACCUCUAUCAGUUGCUGCUGGCUUUGGAAGCUUGCCACAGUCGUGGGAUAAUGCAUCGAGAUGUCAAACCAUCUAACGUGUUGAUUAAUUACCAGACCAAGCAAUUGCGCUUAAUUGAUUUUGGUCUAGCGGAGUUCUAUGUAGAAGGGGUGCGCUAUAAUUGUGCACCAGGCACUCUUAGAUAUAAGGCCCCAGAGGUACUUCUAGGUCAUGAGAAACACAAUUAUGCAGUUGAUAUGUGGGCAUUUGGAGUUAUUUUCGCGAGUUGUGUAUUUAAAACUCAUAUCUUCGACCGAUCCACAUCAGUGCUUUGCCAAAUAAUGCGUAUACUUGGAACUUCUGGACUACUAGAUUAUAUCGAAAAAUUGGGUGAUGUAGAUGAGUCCUAUUGGCAAUAUUCUUCAACGAAUUAUCCAGCACUGCCUUGGCAUUCAUUUAUAAAUGACGAAAAUAGGAAUUUUGCUACAGAAAAUGCUCUCAAUUUAAUCGAAAAAUUGCUCGUUUACGACCAUGGCAAACGCCUGAAAGUUGAACAGGCUAUGCAACAUCCCUUCUUUUUACCGUAUUCUAACAUUUCUUUGUAG